Messenger RNA from Triticum dicoccoides, 1647 nucleotides. RefSeq names its product putative F-box protein At2g16220. Gene Ontology annotation, molecular function: protein binding. Lineage: Eukaryota; Viridiplantae; Streptophyta; Magnoliopsida; Poales; Poaceae. Bases 154 to 1398 code for a protein of 414 amino acids. The transcript has 2 exons. The record is from RefSeq and is a predicted model, not a curated record.
CAGUCGCGCUGUAACCCUAGCGCCGCCAAACCAGGCUGCACCGCACCCCGUCGCCGGCCGGCCGGCCGCCCAUCAUCCCCGCCGCACCUCUCCGCCGACGCCCUAUCCGUCGCCCACCCCGACGUCAGCAACGCCGUGCAGUUCCGCCGCCCCAUGGAGGAGGAGGAGAUAUCUGGGAAGGAGUUUUUGAGGCCGGACAACUCUCUCUCUCUUGCGGAGGCGGAGGCGGCGGCCGCGGCCAGUCGACUCACCGACGACCUCAUCGUGGAGAUCCUGUCCCGGCUCCCCUUCCGGUCCGUCUGCCGUUUCAAGUGCGUCUCUAAGACCUGGCGUGACCUCAUCGCCCACCCCGCCCACCGCAAGAAGCUGCCGCAGACCCUCGCCGGCGUCCUCUACACCAACAUCACCGGUGCCGGCGGCUAUCGCUACCACCUGGCCGGCCUCUCGGCCGAGGCCGACGGUCUUGAUCUUGACCCUUCACUCACGUUCCUGUCACAUACGGAGUACAGGGACUUCGGGCUGGUGCGCGCCUGCAAUGGCCUCCUCCUCUGCUCCUACGAACCGGAGGAGGGAACCGUCCGUUUCGUCGUCUGCAAUCCCGCCACCCAGAGGUGGACGGAGCUGCCCCCUCGCCCGCGGCCAAACACAUGCCGCUAUUACCAGCAGUUCCAUCUGGCUUUCGACCCAGCAGUCCCGUCCCAUUUCCACGUUUUUGAUUUCGAGCGCGCCGACAACUUGGGCAUCACAGGAGUGAGCAUCUACUCGUCCAGAACCGGAGCCUGGAGCCAGAGUGAUACUGGAUUGGUUGAGGAUGUUGUAAUGGUAGGUCAAAGUGUCCUGGUUGGGGGUAUGCUGCACGCUGUUGGCAACCUGCUUGUGGGUGCAGACAGCAACAAUUGGGAAGACAAGACUGUGCUGGUGGCUGUGGACAUGGAGGGCAAGGAAUGGAAGACAAUCUCCGUGCCAUGCGGCCGGGAUUAUGGUAUAGUUGGGUGGUCACAGGGGUGCCUGCACUAUGCUGCUAUAUCUCCAGCUCCUCUCACUGUCGGUGUUGACGACGAUGAGGGUUCACUCAACAUGGCUGAAGAGGUAGCUAUCUGGCGCCUUGAGGAUUAUGAUAAACAGCAACGGGCCCUCAAGCAUAGUUUCAGAAUCGAUAAGGUGCUGAACCUAAAUGAGGUGGACUACCGGCUGGUUGGGUUCCAUCCCGAUCACGACACCUUCUUCUUUGUCAGCAAGGGUAUUUGGGAGGGCGAAAAUGCUUCAUUGGUGUCGUGGGACAUGCGGCGUCGCCAACUCUCUUGUGUUCUCCAUCUCGAGAAAAGCAGUGUAGCGCCGUAUCUGCCUUAUGUUCCUCUCUUCUCAUCGGAGCCACUAGCAGAUGCAGAUGGGCACUAAUUCAGUUCGCUUUGUGCUUGGGCUUGCUCCGAUCAAUGGAAUAAGCAUGUAUGUGUACACCUGCACUUCUUAAUCUUCUUGAAUUGUGUUAGUCACUUUGUUCUGUGGGGCUAAAUUAUACUACUGUUAUCCAGCUUUCUUGGCCAUUGCAUGCCGUGAUUGCGGUUGUACUGAAUCCUAGUAUUAGUGAGUGCUACUUGUGAACUUUGUUUUGUUCCUUUUUAGUUAUUAUAUGUUUGCUGAUGCUUA